ACUCAAACUCUUGAGCGAGCUCUUAACCAACUGAGGCACUAGGCCGGCCCACCAACAAUAAUUUUUUUAGAGCGCCGAUCACAUCUGUGGUGAGACUGCACGCAAAUGCUAGGUUCUGGCAGAGGGAGUCCUGCCCAGGGCUGGAAGACCAGAGCAAUCAGAACAGACCAGACCUUUCCGUCAGUAAACGCCAGGAGCGGGACGAUGAGAACCAACAUGUCUGCUACAGCAGAAGCCAAGGCCCCAGAGGCAGGUAUUUCCAACGAUGGUGAUUUAAACGCGGCUCAAACACAAAGCUCCAGGAAAGGCUCUUGUUUGGUCCGAUACUGGAUGGCCCUCAUCUUGCAGCUCUGUAAUUUUUCGAUUUUGACCCAACAAAUGAACUUGAGCAUUGCCAUCCCAGCAAUGGUGAACAGCACGACUAUGCUGAGCCUGCCCAACGCCUCCACAGAAAGGCCGCCCACUGGCUCCCCAAACAGCUGGAAUGAAACGCUACAGGCAUCGGAGGUAGUGGCACCUGUGUAUGACUGGAGUCCUGAAAUCCAGGGGGUCGUCCUCAGCUCCCUCAGCUACGGCUCGCUGCUGGCUUCAGUCCCUGGCGGCUAUGUGGUUGGCAUAUUUGGAAUCAGGUACUUGGUCGGUGCUGCCAUGUUUAUUUCCUCAGCCCUGAACCUCUUCAUUCCACUGGCAGCUGACGCUGGAGUGGGCCUGCUCAUUGUCCUUCGGACGGUGCAAGGCAUAGCUCAGGUUAUGAUAUCAAUAGGUCAGUAUUCAAUCUGGGUGAAAUGGGCUCCCCCCCUGGAAAGGAAUCAACUCAUCGGCAUCACUGUAUCAGGGUCACCGCUGGGGGCCGUGGUCAUUCUCCUGGCUGGCGGGAUCCUCUGCCAGACCCUGGGAUGGCCUUAUGUCUUCUAUAUCUUUGGUGGAUUUGGCUGUGCCUGCUCUUGUCUCUGGUUCCUCCUCAUUUAUGAUGACCCUGUGGACCAUCCAUUUAUCAGCACCCACGAGAGGGACUACAUCGUGCAUUCACGGGCUCAGCAGGACUUCGUGCCAGACUGGUCUGUCCCCAUCAAGGCUAUGAUGAAGUCCCUCCCCCUUUGGGCCAUUAUAGUGUCUCACUUCAGUGAAUACUGGUAUUUUUACAUCAAGAUGGCGUACACACCAACGUACAUCAGCUCUGUCCUGCAAGUCAACCUCACAGAUGUGAGUACACAGACCCUCCUCCUGCUCCCCUGGUGAAACGUCCCAUUGUAUAAUCUUGGCUCUCUGAUGGGUGCAGAGCCAGGGGAUUACGCCGGGGAUGCUCAUGCAGGAACGGCUUGCAGGUUCGCGUGAAUUCUGACCUCCUGCCAAUAGGAGCAGAGUGCUGCGGUCCUAGGGCAGCGUCACACCCAAAAAGAGGGUCGUCUUUUCAUAAGGGGCCUAUGAAGGGUUUAUGUUCUACCCAAUUCCCAUUUGCAAACAAGACCCUGCAGGCCACACAAACAAGAAGCAUGAACAAAAAUGAUCCUGCCUCUGAGAAGGCUGUGACAGCAUGUAGAGAAUUCAAGCUAGGAGUAAGACAUUUCUAAUAGGACAGACGGUCCCUAAGAGGACUUAUACCAACAACUUGUGGAUAAACUCCUUCUAAGAAAACAUUUUAUUCAAGUAUGACAUAGGUAAAGAAAGGCGCACAUAUGGAUCCAGUAGUCUGAUUUUUCACAAAAUGCGCAGAUGCUCUGAUUGGCUGACAGGAGCCGUUCUCCUCCCACCAGAUAGAUGUGUAAAAAAUGGCAGAGAGUGCGUCAGAUUUCAUAGCCCGUCAGUGACCAUUCACAAGGUCAUAGAAUUACUGCUAUGUUCUCGCCUUUGUACUCAGAAAGCAAUGUUCUCGUGUUGACCGGGCUCCUCUGGUGAGAACAUGCUGAGUGGCCAACAGAGAGAUGACCUUGGCAGAGGUCAGCAUCUGGGACACAUGCUUGCAAACAGGCCAGAGGCCCUGAGAUGGAAAGGCCAGACAUAGGUCAUGAAGCCACAGCCUCAGGCCAGGGGUUCCACACGGGAGGGCCAUGUGGGCAGGAAACCAGUGCUGACAACGAUUUGUCUCUGGUGUGAGGCCAGGUGGGCUCCCCACCCUCAGAGGGCAAGGCUGAGGAGGAGGAGGCCGGGAAGAUGACUGAGGAGACAAGUUGAGACCAGACUUCCCCUGCUGGGGAAGUCGAGCCCUGGAGUCCCAUUGCUCUCACGGUAUUUUCUCACUGUCACGUCACCUCACUGGCCUUGGUUUCCUCGUCCAUAAAAUGAUGAGCUUGGACCAGGUGACAGUUAAAUCUCUCCCAUUGCUUGGACUAUGCACAAAAUAGGAUGGCCUCCUUUUCUUUGCAUUUUCUCUAAUAGCAUAUUCAUUUAGAAGCUGAAUUGAUAAUAUGGGUUUCAGCGUUUUCAAAACCAUAUAAAAAGGUAGAGUGUAAAACCUCACUCCCGUUCCCAUCUCUACUCUGCCCUGUUCUCCCAGCCCACUCCACAGAUAACAUUUCAGACUUAAUUUCUUAAUAUAUUCUUCCAUUCUUGGGAAUGCAAGCAUACUCGAAUGUAUAUUCUUAUUUUCCCAAUGUUUUUUUUCACACCAAGCGUGGUGCGCCCUCUGUGCUGCUCUGGUGUGUAGUUAAGCCCUGGGCUCUUCUCAGCCUACCAGAAGCCUUUCCUGAGUGACUUGUGGGCUGCUUCCAACCUCUGUCCUACAUUUGUGUAACCAAUUACAGAAAUGUAAUUCUCUGCAUAUGUGAGUCAAAGGUAAAUGCGGGAUGGACGUUUAUGCUUAUUGUCAAACUGCCCUCCGUGGGGCACUAAUAACAUUUGCAAGUCCCUGACUCUGCACAGGAUCCCUGAGGUCCCGUUAGGACACUGCUGGGCUGCUGCUGGCUCAAUCCAUGAAAAGCGGUGC
This is a messenger RNA of Hipposideros armiger (great roundleaf bat), 2923 nucleotides long. RefSeq names its product solute carrier family 17 member 4 (gene SLC17A4). The record is from RefSeq and is a predicted model, not a curated record. Gene Ontology annotation, molecular function: transmembrane transporter activity. NCBI's taxonomy places the organism in Eukaryota, Metazoa, Chordata, Mammalia, Chiroptera, Hipposideridae. Gene Ontology annotation, biological process: transmembrane transport; sodium-dependent phosphate transport; monoatomic anion transport. Bases 106 to 1239 code for a protein of 377 amino acids. Gene Ontology annotation, cellular component: apical plasma membrane. The transcript is spliced from 8 exons.